This is a messenger RNA of Corticium candelabrum, 2876 nucleotides long. RefSeq lists its product as uncharacterized. The coding region runs from base 148 to 2313 and encodes 721 amino acids. Gene Ontology annotation, cellular component: cytoplasm; nucleus. Lineage: Eukaryota; Metazoa; Porifera; Homoscleromorpha; Homosclerophorida; Plakinidae. Gene Ontology annotation, biological process: meiotic cell cycle; male meiosis I; female meiosis I. The transcript is spliced from 5 exons. The record is from RefSeq and is a predicted model, not a curated record.
UCUGUCUGUGUGUCUGUCUGUUUUGUUUCUUAGAUUAAUUUACAAGUGAAAUUAAAUUUGUCUCUUUGUAGUUUGUCAACAUGUCAUUUGUCUAUGUGUGUAUGUCUGCUUGUUUGUUAGUAUGUUGUUUGCAUUUUGUUUGUCUGGAUGUUUAUGUGUGUGGUUGUUUGUCUGUAUGUUUGGUUGUUUGUUUGUCUUUAUGUCUGUCCAUCUGUCUGUCCAUAUGUCUGUCCAUCCAUCUGUCUGUUUGUCUGUCUGUCUGUCUGUCUGUUUGUCUGUGUGUCCGUCUGUUUGUCUGUCUGUCUGGGUGGCUUUGCCAGGCUUGCCUGUCUGUCUGUCUCGGUUUGUCACCUAGGUCCAACACUAUUAUUCCUAAUUAUUGACUUACAGAGCAAUGAUUAUGACAUUCUACACAAAGAACUCGAACAGCUGAAACUUGACAAACUGGGCAACCUUCCCGAGGCCCAAUCCACCGGCCAACCCGUCAACCAUCGAACGCACGUACGCAGUGCAACGUGGGGCGGUCCAAGCGACCUGGAAGGAGCGCUCAAUCAUGUCGCUCUUAACCUCGUCAACCAACUCCUAGACGACGACAUCGCGGGUGACUCCGGCCAUGAGGACGACUUCGGCUCGCCGGCUGACCCUCGACAAUUCGACUGGUCCGGUCAGUCAUGGCAGGAAACAAAUUUCCUUCAUCCGGGAGGAAGCUACGGCUCUCUAUCAUCCUACAGCUCAGCGGACAGUGCACUCGCUUCGGAUCUCCGCAUCAUGGCACACAGUCAGUCCGUCUGGGCGGUCACGAACGCUGGGCUCACGCCACAAGAUUCAGUCAUCAACACAUUAAAACCGUCGGCGAGCGCACCACCGUCCGCUGGUAGCAGUCCGCCGUCUCAGGAAUUUCUCAGCCGUCCACAGUCUUCCCCGCUCAUACAAUCGGACGAGAACGUCCACAUGCAGAGCCAGCUGAUGAUGCACAACAGUAUUCCGGGUAACAGGCACUCGUACCCGCAGGCCAUCUCGGGCGCUUACUCGUCUCAACCGAAGAUCAAGCAGCCGUUGCUCGCGACGCCGUCGAUCCCGACCGGGAAGGACUUCAUGCGUAGCUAUCGCACCGGGAACGGUGCGUUUCACACGAAGCCCGGGUACGCACCGAGAUAUCAUAACAACCGAAGUUUCGGUAACGCACCGUCGCGUCAGUAUCUGGGUUCGUACAGCCAGAGUCCACAUCAGUAUCAUAGUAAGCCACCUGUGCAGCAUUACCACGGGCAUCAGCAGUACGGGCAAGUGCAGUUGAGGUAUAGCGAACGGCAGAAUCGGCCACCGCGACUCGCCAACAAGAGUCGGCGAUUCUCUGACGGCGUUCUGUAUACGAGCUUUGAUCCGUCGGCGCAGGAUUCGUGUUCCGAUCCGUCGGUGAAUGGGAUGACGGUGGAAGGGGGAGGUGGGCCGCCGGUUGCUCACCCGCAGAUGCAUUCUGGGAUGAGAGUGAAUAAGACGAGGAAGACGAUUGUAGGGAGGAGUCAUUCGUUUCAUUACUCGACUCAUGGACGGUCGAUGCAUUUGUAUGCGCCGCAUAAUUUGACGCCGGGGUCGAGUCCACCUAUGCCACAUGAUCAACGAUCUUAUCCCCCUCAUCAAUCAUAUUCCAGCUAUGGACAGAGGAUGUACAACAAAAGCUACGCUCCACAGUCGCCUGGUAGUUACCCAAUUGGCAACAGCCAAGGACUAUCAUACGAAAGCGGGUGGCCAAAACCAUCACAAGAGCUACACAUGCAGCUCGAAUUAUGCCUCGAAGAAAUGAAACAAUUUCAAAUUGAAAGAAAGAAGGCCGAAUCUGAUGUCACCUCGUUUGGAUACCCUCCACCAGUGAGAAACUCAUUUCACGGUUUAGUCCCUCGGUUGCCACCCAAUCCCACACGAGUUGACAAACUCAUUGUUGACCAGUUCAGGGAACAUGCCAAGAUGGAGGCGUUUGUGAGUCGUUUGGAGCGUUUGAGUCGUGCUCCGUUGCCUCCGGAUGUAGAGGCUGGUAUGCAUCAUUGGUUGGCUGCUAUACGGGCCGUGCAGGGUACAAGACAAGAGGAGAGAGAGGCGAUGGCUGAUCCUGCAAGACGUGGACAAUGGGAUGAAAGAGAAGUGCUUGCCAUCGCUGCCAGUAUCGAAGAUCUCGUCCACAUCAUCCAACUCACACGCAACGUCCUCUGGUCAUGUCUACGACUCGACGAUCUUGCACCGCUGCAGCCCGACACCCAAACAGACAUUCUCGACGACCAACAAUUCACGGUCUCCGAUGAGUGGGACUUCGAGUCCUAGCAAAUAAAGCACACCAACAUAGCACAUCAAUCCACCAAUCAAAUCACACCAUAGAUACCCUCACAUAAAAAUUCAUUAUUUCGUUAUUCCCCUCGUGCCAAGUGAUAUAUUUGUGUUUAUCAAUUCAUCCCGACUCACUGUUAGCCGUGAAUCACAGCACACGCACAUAUGACAUGGAGACGUCAAACGUCAAAAAAGAAUUUUGUUGUUUCAAUUUAGCCGAUUGAGUGGCACAUAGUGGACGCCAAGAAUUCAGUUGUUUUCAUUAUAAAUUUCCUCUGAUUUUAGAUGAGCAAGUGGAUCCUUAUGUCCAGUACUGGGCAUGUGACAGUGAGAGUGUUUAUGUGGCACAUACAUGUAGAGAUAAAGAUGAGCAAGUGAUUUAGGCAUUUUAGUUAUUUUUCGUAUGUGGGACAUGCCAUUGUUGACUGACUAUUCAUAGCCGUUCUAGCAGCAUGUGUAGAUGCAGUAAACGUGGACUGGCGAGCGUGUAAUGCAUUGGUGUAGUGUAUUUUGAUAGACUGAUGAUGAUGACAACAUGUAGGACAAAAAUUUAAUCUGAA